AUGCUACAAUCAAAGUCUAUCUUCGCGAUUUUGCUCGCCUUAAGCCUUCUCUUUAGUGAAGCUCACGGAUUUUGGUGGAACAUGAAAGUUAUCGGCUAUGCAAGAGUCCCCCCAGGAACGGCUAGUCUUAUAAAUGCAGACAACAAAGUACAUAUAGAGGAACGUCCAGACUAUGAUAUUUUAGGACGUGGCUUUUACUUAGGACAAGAACCUAGUUAUAGUCAUCUUGGCGAGGGAGAAGAAGGGUUUUGGUAUUGUGCUAUUAAAGCAAGAGACUGGAAUAUGAAAAAUAUCAACAAAGUCUUUGUCCCGGAACGAUAUUGGAUCGGCGGACUAUUUAAAGAAGUAAAUCUGGAAGCCUAUCUUAAGUGGUUGACCAACAAAAAGCCUGAGAAACAGCUGCGCUUCACGUUUAUUGAAAGGAGCGAUACGCAGAUGCAGAUGCUUAUUCCAAUCAGUAUGAUCAAUAAUGAUGAUUUGGAUCUGUGGGCUCAAUGCUAUGAAUCAGAACAACAGCUAAGGGAUUCUUCGAAGCAUUUCAAGGAUUUCAUUAAAUGGAGUAGUAAGUGGUUUUUUUGA
Messenger RNA from Drepanopeziza brunnea f. sp. 'multigermtubi' MB_m1, 579 nucleotides. RefSeq lists its product as uncharacterized. Lineage: Eukaryota; Fungi; Ascomycota; Leotiomycetes; Helotiales; Drepanopezizaceae. The record is from RefSeq and is a predicted model, not a curated record.